AUGGUAGAGCAAGAUCAUGACACUCUCUACACCCCUGGUCAAGAGUACAGCCAGAACUGUCAUGUCAAGUCACUUGACCAAUACAAAGAAAUGUACCAACAAUCUAUUGAUAAUCCAACAGAGUUCUGGGGAACACAUGCUAAUCAAUUGAUUAGUUGGUUCCAACCAUAUUCUACCGUGAUGUCUGGUAACUUUAUUAAUGGUGACAUUUCUUGGUUCCAUAAUGGCAAGUUGAACGUCAGUUAUAACUGUAUUGAUAGACAUCUGGAGACAAAGCGUGACAAGUACGCCAUCAUCUACGAGGGCGACAGUCCCGACCACGUCAAGAAGAUCACCUACUACGAGCUGUUCCUCGAGACCUGCCGACUGGCCAACCUGCUAAAGUCGCUGGGCGUUCGCAAGGGUGACACCGUCGCCAUCUACAUGCCCAACACGCCAGAGGCCAUCUACUCGAUGCUGGCGUGCGCCCGUAUCGGUGCCGUGCACAGCGUCAUCUUUGCCGGCUUUGGCUUUGACUCGAUCAUCAGCCGAGUGCAGGACGCCAACUGCAAGGUGAUCAUCACGGCCGACGAGGGUAUUCGUGGCGGCAAGACCAUCCCACUCAAGAAGAAGAUCGACGAGGUCGCCGUCCAUUGUCCCUGCGUGCAAAAGGUCAUCGUCUUUAAGAACUCUGGCGGUCCCAUCGACUUUUACCCCGCCAAAGACAUCUGGGCUCACGAGGCCAUGCCUGACCAGCAACCCUACUGUCCAUGCGAGGUGCUCGACAGUGAGGACCCUCUCUUCAUCCUCUACACGUCUGGCAGCACUGGCAAACCCAAAGGUCUGGUGCACACACAAGCCGGCUACCUACUCUACACUACCAUGACUCACAAAUAUGUAUUUGACAUCCAAGAGAAUGAUAUCUUUGCUUGUGUUGCUGAUGUAGGAUGGAUCACUGGUCACUCAUACAUUGUCUAUGGACCAUUGAGCAAUGGAACUACUACGUUCAUAUUUGAAGGAACUCCAUUGCAUCCAACACCAUCUCGCUAUUGGGACAUGGUGGAGAGACACAAGAUAACCCAGUUCUACACUGCCCCCACGGCUAUCCGUUCGCUGAUGAAGUUCCCCGUGUCCUACAUUGAAAAGUACAACAAGAAGUCGCUGCGUGUACUUGGUACCGUGGGCGAGCCAAUCAAUCCCGAGGCCUGGAUAUGGUUCCAUAAGCAUGUUGGCGAGGGCCGUUGCGCCAUCGUCGACACCUACUGGCAGACAGAGAGUGGUGGUCAUUUGGUGACACCAUUGCCUGGCGCCAUCCCAACCAAGGCUGGCAGUGCCACUCUACCAUUCUUUGGCAUCAAGCUGGCCGUCAUUGAUCCUCACAGUGGCAAGGAGUUGACAAACAACAACGUAGAGGGUGUGUUGGCAAUUGAUCGUCCAUGGCCUGGUAUUGCAAGGACAGUAUUUAGGUCACACUCUCGUUAUUUAACAACAUAUAUGAAACAAUACCCUGGCUAUUACUUUACUGGUGAUGGAGUCAAGAGAGACAAUGAUGGAUACUAUUGGAUACAAGGAAGAGUUGAUGAUGUUAUCAAUGUGGCAGGACAUCGCCUGGGUACUGCAGAGCUGGAGAGCGCAUUGGUUGGACAUUCAUCAUGUGCAGAGGCCGCUGUAAUUGGAUAUCCUCAUGAUAUCAAGGGUCAAGGCAUUCUGGCCUUUUGCACUUUGAAGGUUGGCUAUGAGGAGACUGAUGACAUUAGAUCCGCACUCAAGAUUGAGGUCAGGAAGAUCAUUGGACCAUUCGCCACGCCAGAUGUUAUUAUCAUCACUCCAUCAUUACCAAAGACCAGAAGUGGAAAGAUCAUGAGACGUAUAUUGAGAAAGAUAGCAUGCCACGAAUCAACACCAGAUCAACUUGGUGAUAUAUCUACGCUUGCUGAGCCAGAGGUGGUACAGUACCUGAUCGACAAGUUCUCACCCAAAUAA
Messenger RNA from Acytostelium subglobosum LB1, 1962 nucleotides. RefSeq lists its product as hypothetical. Lineage: Eukaryota; Evosea; Eumycetozoa; Acytosteliales; Acytosteliaceae. Gene Ontology annotation, molecular function: acetyl-CoA synthetase activity; AMP binding. The transcript is spliced from 7 exons. The record is from RefSeq and is a predicted model, not a curated record. The coding region runs from base 1 to 1962 and encodes 653 amino acids.